AACUUGUUUUCAAACCAGAACAGCAUUAAUACGUCCGAAGACAUACAACCUCCUUUCGGAUUCCGUCACAGUUUUUUCCAGUCCAUUCCACAGAGCUGGACGAGGUGUGGUGAUCGUGAAUCAGAGAGAGAAGGUGUGCACUAUAGGACGAGAGGAUGAGAGAGACCGUGCGUAAAAUGAAUUAGUUAACUGUUGGUCAUCAGCGCCGUGCGCUCGGCAGCGCUCGCUUUUCACUGCUGAACCCUGCGAUUCUAAAGAAGUGUGGCGCCGCACAUUUCUCCUCUUGAAGUUUAAUCAGGAAUAUUUCUUUGCAAUAUUUGAAAACGCUCCUCUGGCAGGUGAUCCGCAAUUUCAGGUCACACAGUUAUCCGGUGAAACUGAGGCAUAGCUACGGGGAAAACGGCAGAGUAAGACAGCAGUUUCCAGGUCUUCCAGGAUAACAACGUCCGGAUACAGGACGAUGGGCACCUUGCGGGACCUCCAGUUCGCCCUGCAGCUGAAGAUCGAGGAGCUUCGGCAGCGGGAUGCCCUCAUCGAUGAGCUGGAGCUGGAGCUGGACACCAAGGAUGACCUCAUUCGGCAGCUGCAGGGGGAGCUGGACCGACACCGGGCUACGCUGGGCCCCCCAGGCCCGUCCGGCUCCGCACCUGCCUCAGGACCUGCCCCCGCCCCCCCUGACGAGCCCCAGCGGACGAAGAGACAGGCCAUCUCUGCAGAGCCCACUGCGCUGGACCCCGCCCAGCUCACGCACGUCACCCUGACCAGCUACAGCAAGAGCCAAGAGUCCCGGGAGCUCAUCCAGAAGGCCCUGCUGGAGAACGACUUCAUGAAGCACCUGGAGCCGGGUCAGAUCCUCACCAUCGUGGACUGCAUGCACCCCACCACCGUCACCCGCGGUUGCUGCGUCAUUCAGGAGGGAGAUGACGGCUCGCUCGUCUACGUGCUGGAGGAGGGGAAGGUGGAGGUGACCAAGGAUGGGCAGAAGCUGUGUACGAUGGAGCCCGGGAAGGUGUUUGGAGAGCUGGCCAUCCUGUACAACUGCACCCGCACGGCCACUGUCACAGCUCUCACAGAUAUUAAGCUGUGGGCGAUUGACAGGCAGUGUUUUCAGACCAUCAUGAUGAGGACAGGCCUGAUCAGACACUCGCAGUACAUGGAGUUCCUGCGCAGUGUUCCAUCCUUCCAGUCCCUGCCAGAGGACAUGCUCAGCAAGGUGGCUGACGUCCUGGAGGAGACUCACUACAGUGAAGGGGAUUACAUCAUCAGACAGGGGGCCACAGGGGACACCUUCUUCAUCAUCAGUGAGGGUCAGGUGACGGUGACCCAGCAGAAAUCGGCCAAUGAGGAGCCGGUGUUCCUGACCACUCUCUCGCGGGGGGACUGGUUCGGGGAGCAGGCGCUGACAGGGGAGGACGUGAGGACGGCCAGCGUCACCGCGGUGGGGGAUGUGACCUGCCUGGUCGUGGACAGAGAGUCUUUCAAGCAGCUGAUCGGAGGAUUGGAUGAUGUUAACAACAGAGUGUACGAGAGCGAUGAGGUCAAAGCCAAGUUGGAGGCGGAGGCGGCCUUCUUCUCCAGCGUGUCCCUGACUGAUUUCCAGGUGAUCUGCACUCUGGGAGUGGGAGGCUUCAGUCGAGUGGAGCUGGUGCACCUGAAGAAUGACCCCAGCCGCUCGUUUGCCAUGAAGGUGCUGAAGAAGCGGCACAUCCUGGACACCAGCCAGCAGGACCACAUCCUGUCAGAGAGACGCAUCAUGAUGGAGGCACACAGCCCCUUCACUGUGAGGCUGUACCGCACCUUCAGAGACUCCAAGUACCUGUACAUGUUACUGGAGGCCUGCCUAGGAGGGGAGCUGUGGACACUGCUGAGAGACAGGGGGUCGUUUGAUGACAGCACUACGCGCUUCUAUGCAGGCUGUGUUGUAGAGGCGCUGGCCUUUCUGCACGUUCGAGGGAUCAUCUACAGGGACCUUAAACCUGAGAACAUCAUCCUGGACCACCGGGGCUACGCCAAACUGGUGGACUUUGGCUUCGCCAAGAAGGUGGGUCUGGGGAAGAAGACCUGGACGUUCUGUGGGACCCCAGAGUACGUGGCCCCCGAGAUCAUCCUGAACAAGGGCCACGAUGUGUCAGCGGACUACUGGUCCCUCGGCAUCCUGAUCUAUGAGCUUCUGAGUGGGAGCCCCCCUUUCUCCGGCUCAGACCCCAUGAAGACAUACAACAUCAUCCUGAGAGGCAUCGACAUGGUGGAGUUCCCAAAGAAGAUCACCAAGAGUGCAGCCACGCUCGUUAAGAGGCUGUGCAGGGACAACCCCUCAGAGAGGCUGGGCAACCAGAAGAACGGGGUCAAAGACAUCCAGAAGCACAAGUGGUUCGAAGGGUUCAACUGGGAGGGCAUUCGCAAAGGGACGCUGACCCCCCCAUUCAUGCCAAGCGUCGAUGGGCCCCUGGACACCAGUAAUUUUGACUGUUUCCCUGACGACAAUGAGGACCCUCCCCCCGAUGAGGAGUCUGGCUGGGAUGUAGAGUUCUGAUUGGAUGGAUGGCCUGUUCAGGUUAUGGUAGGAUUGGUUAGGAGCCAGUGGGAGGGAACUGAGAAGUGAGCCGGUCAUGAUUUGGACCAGAGGUUGUGACCCGGUCACAGCUCCGCCGCAGUGAACCGGAGGAGGGUCUGGAGAGGCACGGGUGUUCCGGAACAUUCCGCCGACGGGCGAAGGAAACCUUGGACGUGGAAAGAAAGGUAGCCGUUGUUUCAGGAACACCAGCUGAAGGUGUUGGAAUUUUAUAUCUGUUUUAUUUUCAUUUGUUUUUAAUUUAUUUUCAC
Megalops cyprinoides (Indo-Pacific tarpon) is the source of this 2823-nucleotide messenger RNA. RefSeq names its product cGMP-dependent protein kinase 1-like. Gene Ontology annotation, biological process: protein phosphorylation. Lineage: Eukaryota; Metazoa; Chordata; Actinopteri; Elopiformes; Megalopidae. Bases 461 to 2533 code for a protein of 690 amino acids. The transcript is spliced from 20 exons. The record is from RefSeq and is a predicted model, not a curated record. Gene Ontology annotation, molecular function: cGMP-dependent protein kinase activity; ATP binding.